AUGACACCGAAGGACGGCUCAUCGUUCCCCGUUUCCGGCUACUAUGGGCCGGACCUCCCAUCUGACGCGCUCCGCGACAUCUCCGGCCGCCUCCCCGACGCUGCCGACUUCUUCCGCUUCCACGCCGUCUGCAAGCCAUGGCGCGACACAUCGACUCCGAUCCAAUCGUCUCCGCCGUGGCUCCUUGCCGCGCCGGAGAAAGACUCGGUCCCGCUCAGGUUCAGGUGCGUGUUCGCCAAGUCCAGUUACCGCGCCCAGCCUUCUAUUUCCGGAGCCGGGAGGAAGAUCUGGCUGUCUACUGCCGACGUUGCUGCCAUCCGGUACCUCACCGUCGAACAUCUCCGCCCUAGCCUCCACGACCCUCUCACCGGAGCCGUCAACCACCUGCCUCUCUUGCCGCAUGCAUGCUGCGUCGACGGCCAGGAGGAGAACCUCCGCGGUGCUGUCUUUGGCGAUGGUACAACUCUUCUCUACGGCAUCUCCACCGAAUUUGUCAGUACCCAGUGCAGCGUCAGAGCCGAGUUCAAGGCGGCGCUCCUGCGUCCUGGCGACACAAAGUGGACGAUAGUGGAGAGGACCCUCUGGAAAGCCGGCACGCCCGGAGAACACUGCGUCGUGUACCGCAACGGUAGGAUCCUGGUAACUGUCAACGGCAGCCUCUGGCACGUCAUCACGCUGGACGCUGGCGACCUGCUGUUGCAGAAGCCGGGGGAGCGCGAACGCUACUCCUCCGAGCAGUACAGCUACAUCCUUGAGUCCCGUGGUGAGCUUCUAUGGGUCACCGUCCAGUUCAAGAUAUACUAUGAUUAUGGCGGGGUCUUCAUGGAGGUAUACAAGCUAGAUGGGGAGGCGUCAGCAACACCGGAAAAGACACGGUGGAUGAAAAAGGACGGUCGUAGCUUGGCCGAUCGUGUGCUGUUCCUGGGGUCGCCCAACACCUUUGCGAUCGACACCUCCCUGCUCGGUGGCCAUGGAGGUCGCCUACUUUGUCUACCCCAAUGGUAAGGCCUUUCCACGUACAGAGCUGCUAAAUCUCAGUCGACGAGUCAGCCGUUGGAUCUUUUGUUCGCUUCAAGAUUUGCGCUGGUGUGCCUGUCCUUGUUUAGGCCUGUGUAACGUGCGGAC
Molecule: messenger RNA, 1125 nt
Organism: Triticum aestivum (bread wheat)
Lineage: Eukaryota; Viridiplantae; Streptophyta; Magnoliopsida; Poales; Poaceae
Exons: 2
Coding region: 1-1005 (334 amino acids)
Source: RefSeq, a predicted model, not a curated record